Solea solea (common sole) is the source of this 1762-nucleotide messenger RNA. RefSeq names its product N-acyl phosphatidylethanolamine phospholipase D (gene napepld). Gene Ontology annotation, cellular component: cytoplasm; membrane-bounded organelle. Bases 348 to 1544 code for a protein of 398 amino acids. Gene Ontology annotation, molecular function: zinc ion binding; N-acylphosphatidylethanolamine-specific phospholipase D activity. Lineage: Eukaryota; Metazoa; Chordata; Actinopteri; Pleuronectiformes; Soleidae. Gene Ontology annotation, biological process: N-acylphosphatidylethanolamine metabolic process; N-acylethanolamine metabolic process. The record is from RefSeq and is a predicted model, not a curated record. The transcript has 10 exons.
AGCUUUUACACCGACGUCACAGACAGAGCUGCUCAUGAUCCUCGUCGUCGUCCUGCUGCUGCUGCGUGACUGACGUCUUUUCCACAGACUUCCUGCCUUUCACUGCGGCGUUCUAUGUUCCUGUCGCGGUUUCCCUGUCAAACACACGUUAGACAGUGAUGUGUGAGUGAAGUGGACGUGUUUCAGAGUGGGUAAAUCUGCCGCUGCUGCCGCUGCUGCUGCUUAUGUUUCCCACUGAGACGGCUGUGUGUGCGGCGUACGCAGUUGCUGCAAACAUGUCUCUUUGUUGAGGAAACAACUGGUGGAUUUUUCUGUUGCAUUCACUUUUCAGGUGUGGUGGUGUGCCCAUGGAGAAGCCAUCCUCUUCAGGCAGAGCAGCGCUGGAGGAGAGAACAGGCCUGGUGGAGGAUGUUGAAGUGCUAAGAGGAGCUGAGGGCGGAGAGCCGGAUCGUCGGACCUCAAGGAAGAACAGCUCCUCCCGCAAGAGCUUCCGCCUGGAUUAUCGGCUGGAGGAAGAAGUGACCAAGUCCCGUCAAGACAAAUAUGGCAACUGGAUCAAUCCCUGGCCCACAUGGUGCUUUCCCUCCCCCGCAAGGAUGCUCAAGUUCUUUUUGUGGGAUAAAAAUCACAGCAAUGUGCCAACAAAUAAAGAAGUCCUGGACUCUGAGCUCCCAGUGAUGGAACCAUUCUUUGUCCAAAAGCGAGACCUGUGUGACUCUAAUCCAGGUCUGAGAGUCACCUGGCUUGGUCACUCCACAGUCCUGGUUGAGAUGGAUGGAUUGAAUAUUCUGACAGACCCCAUCUUCAGCCAGAGGGCCUCACCUGUCCAGUUCAUGGGACCCAAAAGGUUCAGAGGGCCUCCCUGCACUGUAGAACAGCUGCCCAGGAUCGACGCCGUUGUCAUCAGUCAUUCUCAUUAUGACCACCUGGACGCUGGAUCUGUGGCAAGCCUCAAUGCACGUUUCGGAGGGGAGCUACGCUGGUUCGUGCCCCUGGGUUUGUUGGACUGGCUGAUGAAAAUGGGCUGUGAGAAUGUGAUGGAGCUGGACUGGUGGGAGGAGAACUGCGUCCCGGGUCACGACGAGGUCACGUUUGUCUGUACUCCAUCUCAGCACUGGAGCAAGCGCACAGCUCUGGAUGACAACAAGUCUUUAUGGGGCAGCUGGACAGUUUUGGGGCCAGACCAUCGAUUCUUCUUCGGUGGUGAUACUGGCUACUGCUCCAGCUUCCAGGAGAUAGGACACCGUUUUGGACCAUUCGACCUCGCGGCAAUACCUAUCGGAGCGUACUUACCCAGGGACGUGAUGCAGGGCCAGCAUGUCGAUCCAAAGCAGGCUGUUCAGAUUCACCAGGACCUUCAGGCUAAACGAUCUUUGGCCAUUCAUUGGGGAACCUUUGCACUUGCCCAUGAGUACUACUUGGAGCCACCGGAUCGUCUCAGAGAGGCUCUGGAACAGAAAGGACUGAAUCCAAAAUCCUUCUUCACAUUGCAUCACGGGGAGUCUCGCCUCCUAACAUCUCAGGAAGGCGAUGUCUUCGAGUAAUCGUCAGUCCCUCCUGGUAGGAGGAUAUAUUGUAGAUUUGCAUCUGUAACAGGGUGAAGAACAUUUUUGUAGAUGGACUGUAGUCAAUUAAUUAUGACAUACAAAUGUAUACAGUUGAUCCAAAAAAAAUAUUCAAUAAUGUUUACAUACUAAAUGUUUGCCCUGUCAUCACAUUGUCACUGAGGGAUUCACAAUAAUAAAGGAAAAAGGUUUCUUAA